This is a messenger RNA of Vigna angularis (adzuki bean), 3912 nucleotides long. RefSeq names its product conserved oligomeric Golgi complex subunit 1. The transcript is spliced from 7 exons. Gene Ontology annotation, cellular component: COG complex; Golgi apparatus. Lineage: Eukaryota; Viridiplantae; Streptophyta; Magnoliopsida; Fabales; Fabaceae. Gene Ontology annotation, biological process: intra-Golgi vesicle-mediated transport. Bases 133 to 3312 code for a protein of 1059 amino acids. The record is from RefSeq and is a predicted model, not a curated record.
CAAAAUUAUCCUUUACGAAACUCGCCCUGAAUUUCUAUUUUUUCCCGUUUUCCAAAUUUUCAACUCUCCUUGCUCCUCCGUCCGCCGGAGAGAUCAAUGCCAAUCCACUAAACCCCCAAACCCAUCACCGCAAUGCGAGUCUCGACCCCCUCCGCGGCAGCGCCGUCGCCCCAUGGCGACGACCACCGCAUCUCCAACCUCGGCAGCCGCGACGCCGAGUCCCUGUUCCGCACCAAGCCUAUUGCUGAGAUCCGGAAGACUGAGGCGGCGACGCGGAGGCAGAUCGAGGACAAGAAGGAGGAGCUCAGGCAACUGGUCGGCAAUAGGUACCGCGACCUGAUCGACUCCGCCGACUCCAUCGUCCGCAUGAAGGCCUCCUGCAACGGCAUCUCCAGCAACAUCACCACCGUGCACGGUCGCAUCCGCUCCCUCUCCCUCUCCCAAUCCCAGUCCCAAGCCAAGCUCCAUUCCCAGUCCCGAGCCUGGACCUACGGCGCCGCGUGCCGCGUUAAGUACCUCGCGGACACGCCCGAGAACAUCUGGGGCUGCCUCGACGAAGGGAUGUUUCUGGAGGCCGCGUCGCGCUAUGUGCGUGCCAAAAACGUGCACCAUCACUUGUUCGUCGAUUCUGAUGACCAGAAGAAGAAGUUUCUCUCCAAUUUCGCCAUGCUCCAGCACCAGUGGCAGAUCGUUGAGAGCUUCAGGGCGCAGAUCUCCCAGCGCAGCCGCGAUCGGUUGCUCGAUCGCGGCCUCGCCAUUGCUGCUUACUCCGACGCGCUUGCCGCCGUCGCCGUCAUCGACGAGCUCGAGCCUAAGCAGGUAUUAGGAUUGUUUUUGGAAUCGAGAAAGUCGUGGAUAUUGCAAGUUUUGGGGAAUGCUGGUCCUAAUGAUGCUUCCUCCUUGGUGGUUUCGGUAUUGUGCGAUGUGUUGGGUAUAAUUCAGGUUACUGUGGGUCAGGUGGGUGAGUUGUUUUUGCAGGUUUUGAAUGAUAUGCCCCUUUUUUACAAAGUCAUACUGGGAUCUCCUCCGGCAUCUCAGUUGUUUGGUGGGAUUCCCAAUCCUGACGAGGAAGUUAGGCUCUGGAAGUCAUUCAGAGAUAGACUGGAAUCGAUCAUGGUGAUGCUUGAUAAGCGUUACAUUGCUGAUACCUGUUUUGCUUGGUUGAGAGAGUGCGUGAGCAAGAUAAGUGGAAGAAAUUUGAUUGAUGCCAUUGGAAGUGGCCAGGAUUUGGCUUCUGCUGAGAAAUCAAUAAGGCAGACGAUGGAAAGCAAGCAAGUUCUUCAGGGGAGUCUAGAAUGGCUGAAGAGUGUUUUUGGCUCGGAGAUUGAGUUGCCUUGGAGUAGGAUUCGGGAACUUGUUUUGGAAGAUGAUUCAGAUCUUUGGGAUGAGAUAUUUGAGUCUGCUUUUCUUGGCAGGAUGAAAGCAAUUAUUGACGUGAGAUUUAGGGAACUAACAGGUGCUGUUGACGUGGUAAACUCAAUUUCUGCUGUAGGUGAGUUGUUUACCAAGCUGGAUGAUGUUCAGGUGUACUUGAGCAGACCUUCUACGGCUGGUGGUGUUUGGUUUCUAGAAUCGAAUGCCAGAAAAACUGGAGUUGCUUCUGGGUUUAAAGUUCAUCCUGAAGAGAGUGAAUUUCACUCUUGUCUUAAUGCUUACUUUGGUCCUGAAGUCAGUCGAAUCAGGGAUGCAGUUGAUGUUUCUUGUCAGAGCAUCCUUGAGGAUCUUUUAAGUUUCAUAGAAUCUCCAAAGGCAUCUCAAAGACUGAAGGAUCUGGCACCAUACCUGCAAAGUAAAUGUUAUGAAUGUGUAUCUUCAGUAUUGAUGACACUGAAAAAAGAGCUUGAUAGUUUAUAUGCCCCAGCAGAAAAUAGUGAAUCGCCAAGCGCUGUUACUGUUGAAAAGUCUCUUUUCAUUGGACGAAUAUUGUUUUCAUUCCAAAAUCAUUCUAAACAUAUACCCCUGAUACUUGGUUCUCCCAGAUAUUGGGCUGGUGGAAGUGCAUCUGCAGUUGCAAAAUUACCGUCUCUGGUGAAACAAUCUCGAUUUGGAUCUGAUUCUACUAUCUGUGAUAGUCCAGGGAAACAAGCAAGUCUUGGCUCUAAAAGACAAAAUUCAUUUUCCAUAGCUGCUUUGCUUGGGGUGAGAGAAGGUGCAAGCCCUGAAUUGGAAGAAUUGAAUAAGACUAUAGGAGACCUUAGCAUUAGAGCUUACAAUUUGUGGAUAUUAUGGCUCUCGGAUGAACUUUGUGCCACUGUAUCUCGGGAUCUUAAUCAGGAUGAUGCUUUAUCUUUGAGUACACCCUGGAGGGGAUGGGAGGAUAUCAUUAUCAAGCAAGAUCAAUCUGAUGAGAACCAGUCGGAGAUGAAAAUUUCUCUUCCAUCUAUGCCUUCUCUGCACAUCAUCUCAUUUCUCUUUAGAGCUUGUGAUGAAGUUCAUAGAGUUGGAGGUCAUGUACUUGACAAGAAGAUUUUGCAUAAACUUGCAUCAAGGCUACUGGAAAAGGUAAUUGGAAUCUUUGAGGAAUUCCUCUCCACCGAAGAGAGUGGUGUUCACCAAGUUUCAGAAAAAGGAGUUUUACAGGUUUUGUUAGAUGUCAAAUUUGCUACUGAUAUUCUCUCCGGGGGUGAUUUAAAUGCGGUUGGGGUACCAUCUAGUCAACCAAAAGCAAAGAUGCCUGUCAGAAGGAAACAAGAACAAAGUUCUGCAACCUCUGCCAUUAAAGAACGUUCAGAUCAAUUGUUAACUCGUCUUUCUCAGAAGCUGGAUCCCAUAGACUGGCUUACGUAUGAACCAUAUCUCUGGGAGAAUGAGAGACAAUCAUACCUACGACAUGCUGUCCUCUUUGGUUUCUUUGUGCAACUUAACCGCAUGUACACAGAUACUGUUCAGAAAUUGCCUACUAAUUCAGAAUCUAAUAUUCUGAGGUGUUCUACAGUUCCCCGGUUUAAAUACCUCCCCAUCAGUGCACCAGCAUUGUCCUCUAGAGGGACAAAGAAGACAUUUACUCCUUCGUCAAAUGAAAUCUCUUCAAGGAGCUCAUGGAAUUCAAUUACAAAUGGAGAACUUUCUCAGAAGAUAAAUUUGGAUGACAGUUCAAGUCUGGGGGUGGCAGCACCAUUACUGAAGUCUUUUAUGCAGGUUGGAAGCAGGUUCGGCGAGAGUACUUUUAAACUGGGAUCCAUACUAACUGAUGGACAAGUUGGCAUUUUUAAGGAUAGAUCUGCAGCUGCCAUGUCCUCGUUUGGAGAUAUUUUACCUGCUCAUGCAGCCGGUCUUCUUUCAUCUUUUACUGCACCCAGAUCAGACUCAUGAUGCCCCAAGCCAAUGAUUGUAAUGCACCCUACUUGCUCCUUUCAAGGUCUCGUUUCCAUAAAGUGUGAUAUAUGAUAUAAUCAUGAAACCGUCCCAGCCCUCCACCUUCAUUCGUGACACCACUCUUUUAGAGCAACUCUAGAAUCAUUUUUGGAAGCUUCAUCUCCAAACAUCCUAAACAUCUGUGGAGCAAAUGGAUCAAUAAACUAUGGGAUGAAGAUUCUUAAUGUUGAUUGCCGCGGUUAACUUCAUUUUAUCAUUUUGUCUUGGAAACGGUUGUGAAUAUAGAUACCCAAAUUUUAAGCAUGGCGAAACUUGGCAAGCAAAAUUAGAGUAGAUGGCAGAUUCAAGUUCGCGUGUCAUAUAGCCCAAGGAAACUGAAAUUCUUGAUAUUGUCAGAGUUGAGAGCUCCUGUAAUUCAUGGCUACUGUAUUGCGUGGUUCUACAUUUUUGGUGUAUGUCUAUAGUUGCAUAAAUUCAAUCAAAUUAUCUUGUUAGAUUUAUUUUAAUGUUCUGAUUACAAUGUAACACUGUAUUUCAAGACGCAUAUUCAAUGAAUUGAAUUCUAUAAACAAGCAGUACUUUAUUUAUUUUGUAUUA